AUGGAGCCAGCGGAAGUUGAUUUAACAGAUGACGAUUCAUCGAGAAGCCGGUAUCUUUUAACAAUCAGUACAUGUUCCACGAUGAACCCGACAGUAGCUAUAGCGUUUGUCUUUAUAGGAUGUUGUAGUAAUAUGAUUUUUCUGGAGUAUUUGAUAAGUGCCAUCCCUACUUGUGGAAACUUGAUAACAUUCUCCCAGUUUCUGUUUAUUUCCUGCGAGGGACUCAUCACUACAUCCAAGUUCUUCACUGUCCCUCCCAAAAUACCCAUCAGGAGCUACCUGGUUAUGGUGGCCUAUUUCUUCCUCGUCCAGGUGGCAAACAAUGCCUCCUACAUGUUCCGUGUGUCCAUACCUCUCCAGAUGAUAUUUCGAGCUGGCUCAAUGAUCCCGAGUCUUCUAUUAGGUGUUCUUAUUUUAAAGAAAAAAUAUUCAAAAGCUAAAUAUGUGUCUGUGAUGCUAGUCACCAUGGGAAUUGCGAUGUGUACGAUAGCAUCAGCAAAUCAGGAAGUCAAGCACGUACAUGACGACAAGGAGCCGUCCAAGGACCCAGAAACCGAAGCUCAGAACGUCUUCAAUGAUCUGCUGCUGUGGACACUAGGUAUCUUGAUGUUGACCGUGGCUCUGUUUUUGACCGCGGGGAUGGGAAUUAUUCAGGAGAAGACAUACACACAAUUUGGAAAACACCCAAAAGAAUCUCUGUUCUACAAUCACUUCCUGCCUCUGCCUGGGUUUAUCUUCCUCGCCUCAGACAUCAGUCAUCAUGUCUCUCUCUUUAACCAAACAACUCCAGUGAGCGUGGGCCUGGGAUUCUCCAUACCUCAAAUGUGGUUAUUCCUGAUUGGAAACUUAUUGACACAAUACAUUUGUAUACGCAGCGUAUUCAUCCUGACGACGGAGUGCUCGGCCCUGUCUGUUACGCUAGUUGUGACCUUGAGGAAGUUUGUCAGUUUGAUCCUGUCCAUAUUUUACUUCCACAACCCGUUCACUCACCUCCACUGGAUCGGAACCUCCUUGACCUUUGUAGGGGUCAUUCUGUUUACAGAGAUGGUCCAUGUUCCAGGGUUGAUGCCUCCCAAGAAGGGGGUCAAAGCUGACUAGGAGAUUGAAUGAGUAUUUAAGAGUAUGCAUGUAAAAGUGUAGGUAAAAAUGUGUGGGAGGGUGAAAAUGUUUAUAUAUGUAUAAGAGGGUAAAAAUGUAUAUGUAUAAGAGGAUGGAAGUUUCUGUUAAGGCUAAAUGUAUGUGUAUGUUCAGGAGAAAAAUGUAUGGGAGUAAAAAUUUCUCUAGCUUUUUCCCUCCAGUUUUUUAAUGUAUUUUUUGUAUUUGAAAAUCCUUGGUAAAACAAAGAGACAAUCAAAAUGGAAAAGUUGGAUGUUUUAGACAUAUUUGAUUUUUUCAUCGUUCAUAACGUAAGUCUUUAGAAUUGAAUCAGGUGUGUUUUGUAAGAUGUAAAUAUACUCUUCUGUAUGAAAUCCAAAUUUAAAUAAGAUCACCAAUUAAUCAACUUGAACAAUACGGGAUAAUCUCUUUUGAUAAAAUGCCACGUCCAACUAUUGUAUUAGCCAUCAGUUGUAUUAUGAAAUGUAAACAAGUCUAGUCCUUUGUCCUUUUCGUUGAGGAUGCUGUAUUAAAUUAAUAAGCCAUCUUUUUUUCAUGGCUUUGGUGCCUAUUUGAAAAAGAAAAAAGAUAUUAAGGCUGAAAUUCUGCGUGUGUGGAUGAUGUAGCUAACUCUGUACACCCAAUCUCCAUAAUUAGGACUACCUUGGUAUGUACAUGGUUUAUAGCAUACAGUGGAGUCAGUACACAUAACUACUGCAUCUGGGUAUGAAAACUUGCCAUGGUUAUUGAAUUUACGUGGUAGAGAGUAUAUCUAUUAACCUAGAUAUCAAAUUGUCUUUCAUUCAAGAUUUAUAUUAAGAUAACAAGGUCAACAUUUUUUUUUUUACUUUGUGAAGCUCUCAGCAUAAUAUCUAAUUCUAAGACAUAAACUUAUCACCUCUUGUAGCUUGUUAUUGUAAAAUAAUCCUGUUGUCUUUAUUUUGUCCUGGUGUUAGUUAUUAGAAUUUUUCAUAAACUGGUUUUCAAAAGGACAUGAACAGUUUAUUGUAAUAAAAGAUUCAAUGUUUAAAUAUUUAAUUCGCAUCUCAUUGAAAAUUUUUGAAAUUAUUUAAUUUAAUUUAGUAAAUUCAGCCAUGUUAAGGUUUAACAAAAUGAUAAUCAGUUUUUUUUAUUUAACUGUUAAAAUCUUUCAUUCUGUGGUCUGUUAAAUACAUGUACAUUGUAUAUGUAUUAGCAUUGGUGAACAUGUAAGGGCUAACAGAAUUCCUGAUAGUUUGGGCUGGUAAUGACAUUGAUUGCAUUCAGUAUAUUUAACUUUUGAAUUUAGUGUAUAGAUUAGUCUGAUGCUUGCGAUCGUAGAUAAUAUUUAUCUUGUCAUGUAUUUUAAUUUGAUUUAAUUCAAUUGAGUUUGUAAACAAAGAUUAAUUUUUUCAUACCAUAGAGCUUUUUGCCUGUUUUAUUGUGUUGUCAGUUAGUACAGUAAAACAUGGCUAUAGCAAACAUGCCUAUAAUGAAUUGGUGCUUACAGCGAAGUGAUAAACAUACAAGUAGAACUAAUGUAAGGAACUCUGGUUAACUAAUAUCUGUGUUGACUAUUUCAUGUCUGUGAGCAAUUAUAUUUUAUUUCUACCAGGUGCAACAACUGAUUUGUUUCAAUAUUUACCCCUAUGCUGAAGUUGCAUAUAAAUUGUGUAAAUAUCAAAUGCACUUGUACAUGUAUUAUAAUCGGUUUACACUAAGUAUGUAUGAAGUUUUUCAGAAUGGAGCAUCGGGGGAGUCUAAGUAAUACUCGAGGUUAAUAAUGAGAGUUGAUGUUGUUUCAGACUUUUCUUGCCAGAUGUUUGACCUCUUUUGUUCAGCGUUGUCAGUAAGUCAGGGUCGGUCAUUGUCUCAUGCUCUCUCUGUCGCUCACUAUGUGGUUGUUGUUAGUGUAUUGUACAAGUUUUAUGUAUGAUAUUUUUUCACUUCAAUUUCAAAUUAAUCUUUUGGGGUCAGAUCAUUUCUUGAGAUUUCUGAAGCUAUAAUUAUUUAGAAUUGUAGCAUCAUCAGUUCCAUUGUUGUGGAUUUCUAUCCAUGUUUUAUCGAUUCUAAAAUUGAUUUUUAUUUUUGUUUCAAUGAAACACAAAUAUUUUUAUUGCAAAUACAAAGAAAUAUAACUGAUAAAUAUUGCUUUGUGAAGUUGAAUGCUGUGCCUUUUCUCUACUUUGAUUUCUGAUCGACUAGUUUGCUUUUAAAAACUUGCCACUUUUUUGGCAAUGGGGCUGUAUGGCUACUAUAUGGUAAUUAAUAUAUAUACUUUUGUAUACGCUUCAUGGUUUGCAAGUGAAACACACGAUGAGCCACAUUGGCACAUGCAUUUAUAAAUACUUACUAUGUUAAGUGUAGUCUACAACACAUAAAUAUAUAGGACUUUUCGAUUUAACAGUUCAGUGACAUUGAUAAACAUGGCUGUACUUAAUUAAUACUUUAAAUCUAUGAUGUCAUUUAUCAAUAGGUAUUUGUUUGAAAGAAUUUUUUUUUUAAAGUUUUUAAUGUUUUACCACUUUUAACUUCAUCAGCAAUGUAAAGUUAGUUACCAAACUUGGAGAUAAUGAAUAAAUUACAUGAAAACUUGA
Molecule: messenger RNA, 3671 nt
Organism: Magallana angulata
Lineage: Eukaryota; Metazoa; Mollusca; Bivalvia; Ostreida; Ostreidae
Product: UDP-xylose and UDP-N-acetylglucosamine transporter-like
Exons: 10
Coding region: 1-1098 (365 amino acids)
Biological process (GO): transmembrane transport
Cellular component (GO): endoplasmic reticulum membrane; Golgi membrane
Molecular function (GO): UDP-xylose transmembrane transporter activity; UDP-N-acetylglucosamine transmembrane transporter activity
Source: RefSeq, a predicted model, not a curated record